UUCUCCCAAUCUUCCACCCAUAUCGCAUUCUAAGGUUUACACUCGCAGUCUCCCACUCUCUCUCUCUCUCACUCGGAGCUCUCAGAAAUGGCCGUAACCUUCUCAGAUCUCCACACAGAGGCUGGCGUCAAGUCUCUUGAUGCGUUUCUCUCUGGAAAAUGUUAUAUUUCUGGAGAUCAAUUGACUAAGGAUGAUGUCAAGGUAUAUGCCGCUGUUUUGGAGCAGCCGAGCGCAGAUCUCUUCCCAAAUGCCAGCAAAUGGUACCAUGUUGUGUCCACCAAGCUCGCCGCAAGCUUCCCUGGGAAAGCUGUUGGAGUUAGAAUUGGAUGCCAAGAUGCUCCAGCUGAAGCUGCACCAGCUAAGGUUGUAGAUGAUGAUGAUGAUGACAUGGAUCUCUUCGGUGAAGAGACAGAGGAGGAGAAGAAAGCAGCUGAAGAGAGGGCAGCAGCAGCCAAGGCAUCUACCAAGAAGAAAGAGAGUGGGAAGUCAUCUGUUCUUAUGGACAUCAAGCCUUGGGAUGACGAGACCGACAUGAAAAAGCUGGAAGAGUGUGUUCGCAAGGUUCAGAAGGAAGGGCUUCUGUGGGGAGCAUCUAAAUUGGUUCCAGUUGGCUAUGGAAUUAAGAAAUUGCAGAUCAUGCUUACGAUAGUUGAUGAUCUUGUCUCGGUUGAUGACCUCAUAGAGGAGGAACUAACUGUUGAGCCUUGCAGUGAGUAUGUGCAAAGCUGUGACAUUGUUGCCUUCAACAAAAUCUGAGCACAGAAUGGGUCGAGUCCUUUUUUGGAUUCUGUAAUUUUGCGAGUUUUUGUUGGUCAAAUACUUUACCCUACCGUGCUAUUCUUCUCGUGUUUUUCUUUUUGUGGUCCAGACAGACUAUUUUUAGAAUGAAUGGAACUUAACUUUCAUUCUAUUACACCUUGGUUGAACUUGUUAAAGUUAUUAAUGGAGUGAAAGUGUUUAAUUUUGUUGUUCAA
Messenger RNA from Ipomoea triloba (trilobed morning glory), 974 nucleotides. Its product is annotated as elongation factor 1-beta. NCBI's taxonomy places the organism in Eukaryota, Viridiplantae, Streptophyta, Magnoliopsida, Solanales, Convolvulaceae. Gene Ontology annotation, biological process: translational elongation. The record is from RefSeq and is a predicted model, not a curated record. Gene Ontology annotation, cellular component: eukaryotic translation elongation factor 1 complex; cytosol. Gene Ontology annotation, molecular function: translation elongation factor activity; guanyl-nucleotide exchange factor activity. The coding region runs from base 88 to 756 and encodes 222 amino acids. The transcript is spliced from 6 exons.